AUGUUUAAACCUCCUCCCACCGCUGAAGAAGAAGCUGCACCUGAAAUAGAAGAACCUUCUCCAGCCGCUGAAGAAGAAGCUGCACCUGAUAUAGAAGAGUCUCCAGCUGCAGAUGAAGAUGACUCAAAACCCAAACCAAAGGCAUUUGCUCCAGCUAUAGCUGUGCCUAAGAUACCAGAGGGAGAAAAAGUCGACUUUGAUGACAUCCAAAAGAAGCGUCAGGAGAAGGAUCUGACUGAGCUUCACUCUCUGAUUGAGGCCCACUUCAUUCAGAGGAAGAAGGAUGAGCAGGAGCUUGUAGCUCUUGUUAACAGGAUCGAGAAGCGUCGUGGUGAGAGGGCUGAACAGCAGAGGAUCCGUGCUGAAAAGGAGAAGGAGAGGCAGGCUCGUGUUGCUGAGGAAAAGGAGAGGAAGGAGCAGGAAGAGGCUCGUAAGAAGCAGGAUGAGGACGCCAAGAAGAAGAAAGCUCUUACAAACAUGACUCAGCAGUAUGCUGGCGUCCAACAGAGGCAAGAUGGCAGGAAGGGAGCUAAGAAGCAGACAGAGAGAGAGAAGAAAAGGAAGAUCCUGGCAGAGAGGAGGAAGCCUCUCAACAUCGACCAUCUCAACGAGGACAAACUGAAGGAGAAGGCCAAUGAGCUGUGGCAAUGGCUGAUGACGCUGGAGGCUGAGAAGUUUGACCUGAGCGAGAAACUGAAGAGACAGAAAUAUGAUAUCACUGUGCUCCAGACUCGAAUCAAUGAGCAGCAGAAGUUAUCAAUCUGCUCCAGGCUCGCGUUCAGGACCACCAGAACGCCAAAGGAAGAGGCAAGACCAAGGGCAGGCUGAGAUAGAAGGGAACCUCAGCAGGAGUACUCUGAGGAGACGUCGGAAAAUGAGCAGCAGUGUUGAAUCUGGUGACAUUAAUGUUCACUUUAACAGAGAACAGAGCACUGCAAAAGCUGAGUGUAGACAUAAACAAUAAAGGAUC
Molecule: messenger RNA, 970 nt
Organism: Xiphias gladius (swordfish)
Lineage: Eukaryota; Metazoa; Chordata; Actinopteri; Istiophoriformes; Xiphiidae
Gene: tnnt2e
Product: troponin T2e, cardiac
Exons: 16
Coding region: 1-828 (275 amino acids)
Biological process (GO): regulation of muscle contraction; sarcomere organization; cardiac muscle contraction
Cellular component (GO): troponin complex
Molecular function (GO): tropomyosin binding; troponin I binding; troponin C binding
Source: RefSeq, a predicted model, not a curated record